AUGGCCUCAGAAUCAACUCCUGAAGUACUCUUACAAAAUGAUGGAGAUUACGACGACGAAAUGCAGGAGAUGGCAUUUGCCAAGAGAGGGUGUUGUUUCUGCAUACCAUGUUUCUCGUCGGAGCGAUCGACGGGAUCGCUUUGGUGGGAGCGAAUCACAACGGCGGAGAAGGAGGAGAAGUGGUGGGCCAAAGGGUUGACGAAAAUGAGAGGGUGGUCGGAGCUCGUGGCCGGACCGAGGUGGAAGACUUUCAUCCGCCGGUUCAACAAGAACCGGAAUAGCGGGAGGAGCAACUCGAAAUUCCAAUACGACCCCUUGAGUUACGCGCUCAAUUUCGACGAGGGUCCGGGGCAGAACGGUAAUUCAGAUUGUGAUUAUCCCGUGUGUGAUUUCUCUACCAGGUUGGCCUCCAUUACGACGUCGUCCGUGAAUCCGGUGAAGGAGGACGGGCCGUCAUCGCUCACGUGA
This is a messenger RNA of Cornus florida, 468 nucleotides long. RefSeq lists its product as uncharacterized. The record is from RefSeq and is a predicted model, not a curated record. Lineage: Eukaryota; Viridiplantae; Streptophyta; Magnoliopsida; Cornales; Cornaceae. Bases 1 to 468 code for a protein of 155 amino acids. The transcript has a single exon.